AUGAGCAUGUACGGCUCUAACCCCAAGCUGAACAACGCUCAGAGGAGUAACUCGCGACCGGAAUUGUCAACCUUCCGAAACGACGUGUUCGCCAGUGGGAAUGGCUUUCACGGAGAUUACCAGGUUGGAGAAGGUGUAUACACCAUGAAAACGACCAACUUUUCCAGAUCCUCCAUGUAUGGCGGCGGGGCAGGCGGGCCGAAAGGCUACGGCACCAUGGGGGAGGGCGCAGGUGGCGGAACCAGUGUUCAAGGAAUGAUUCAGAAAUGUGCGUUGCUGAGGGAACACUGUGAGGGUCACCUGGAGAGAGCUUUGAUGAUUGCCAACUCGGGCGGCCCGGCGAUGGAGGUGAAUAAGUUCUUAGGGCUGGCUGCAGAGAGCAUCGAGCAGCUGAAAAACUGUGGCAGAGAGCUGAGCCAAAUGCGUGUGCAGCACGAUGUUUUCAACACUGUCGACCAACUCCAACAAGUGCACAGUAAUAUGCAUCAGAAAAUGGCCAGUGCUUCAACUAUAAGACGGGUGAGAGAAAGUGUGGUCAGCGACGGGGGGCGGCUCUUUAAUGAUGCCAUGGCUUGGAUUGCUCAACAGAAGCGCCUGAUUGAGACGGCUCCCUUUGGAGAUGACUCGGCUGCCAUAGAGAAGCAAAUCGCAAGCCACAACAGAUUACACGCCCAGAACCAAGGAAGAGUUGAAGUCGAUCGGGCAAGAAGUGAACUGAUGGCAGAGAAUGACAAGUACCACCUUGCCCUCUUGGAACAAGAAUGGGAGAGCCUUCAGAAAACAUCUGUCAAGCAUGUGAAUCAGUUGCGAGAGCUUAAAGGCAUCAUUGAGGAGAUCUCCAGAGCCAUCAUGUGGGUGAAUGAGAGAGAGGAGUUGGAGCUUGUGUUUGACUGGGGAGACAAGAACAUUGACCAGUACAUCCCCAAGAAGCAGGAGGCCUACUCUAUGCUGAUGAGGGACCUGGAGGAGAAGGAGAAGGAGUUAAACAAACUGAAGACCAAAGCCAGCGGCCUCCUGAACAACAACCAUCCCGCUUCAGAUAAGAUUGAGGCCUAUUUGGACACCCUACAAACCCAGUGGAGCUGGCUCCUUCAGAUCACAAAAUGCAUUCACAUCCAUUUGAAAGAGAAUUCUGCUUACAGCCAAUUUUUCAAAGAGGCCAACGAGACGUAUGCAAAGCUGAAGCGGGAGCAUGAGAUGAUUCAAAGAAAAUUCACCUGUGACAAAAACACUCCACUGGAAAACCUCACGGAACUCCUAAAAAACCUUGAGAGAGAGAAGGAACGGAUCAUGGAUAACAAGAGGCUGGUCCAAAGUCUGGUCAGCAAGUCCAAGUCUAUUGUCCGGCUUAAACCUCGGAACCCUGAGGAGAAGAGCAGCAGCCCUGUCAUGGUCCAGGCUUUAUGUGACUUUAAACAGGACCAGACAGGUAUUUUAAAAGGGGAUGAGGGGAUCCUGAAGGACAAUUCGCAGCGCACCAAGUGGCAGGUGACUGGUCCAGGGGGUCUUGACAUGCUGAUUCCCUCAGUGUGUCUGCUCAUUCCCCCACCAAAUCCACUCAGCAUCACCCUUGCCAACAAAAAUGAGCAGUAUUAUGAAGCCAUCAUUGGAAUUUGUAAUCAGGUGUAUAUCAACAUCAAGAGUCUCAUCUCCUGGCAGUAUUGCCUCAAAGACAUCAAUUAUAUCAACUCCCUCACCAUCAGUAUGCUAGCAAAGAUGCGUCCGGAGGAGUACCGCAGCAUCAUCAAAAGCCUGGAUACUCAUUACGAGGAGUUCAUGCGUACCAGCCGAGGUUCAGACAUGUUUGGGGAUGAGGAAAAGAAAACCAUCCAAGGCCACUUUGACAAAGCCCAACAACACUAUGAUACACUGAUUGUCCAGCUGCCUACAUACAGUGGUGAUGGGGUGAAGGUUGAGGAGUCUCAGAAGGUGACUGCGUCAACUACCACCAAAGUCAAGACCCCGUCCCCUCCAGCCAGUUCCGUGUCACUCACACUGCUUAGCAGCCUGCAAGAAAUCCGCCGCCGGCUGGAUUUGGCUGAAUCUGACCUCACCUAUCAUCUCCACAUCCCUCUGGGAGACGAAAGCGUCCACAAGUGCUCGAUGCACAUCCAGCAGCUCCAUGAUGUGCACCGACAUCUUGAGUCAGUUCAUGAUGAUUACCUCCACCUGAGGGAGAAAAUUAUAAAGCAGCUAAAGACAAUACCUGCAGACUCAGACCAGGCUAAGUUCCUCCGGGCUGAACUGGAAAUCAUCAGUGAAAAAGUGGGAGGCCUGCAGGGUCUCCAUUCAACCUAUGUUCAGAGACUGGAAGCGCUUAAGGCGCUGCUUCAAAGCCUUCUUCAGGCUGAGGAUAUCAUUAAAGUUCACGAGGCCCGGCUUACUGAGAAGGAGACCAGCUCCCUGGACAUCAGAGAGUUGGAAAACUACAGGAGCUCACUAAAGCAAAUGAAGAAUGAACUGGAGAAAAAACGGGACCUGCUGACAGCUAUGGAGUCUGACCUGAAUAAAGCAUUUCACUGGAAUGGUCAGAUUUCUGAUUCCUUCCACAAGUGUGAUGUGGAUUUGUCCAAGUACUCAGACCUGGUGAGCCAGUUGUGCGAUCGCUGGCACCGUAUCCAAACUCAGAUUGAUAGCAGAUUGUGGGAUCUGGACAAGCAUGAGAAGCAGUUAAUGCAAUAUCAGCAGGGCAGCACCUCCCUGGAACAGUGGCUAGACAAUGCCAGGAAACGCCAGGAGAACCUUCAGAUGGUUAAACUCCACGACAUCACGACCCUAAUGGACCACCUCAACCACCAAAAGGCAUGGCCCUCUAUUUGCAUUCAUUCGGGAUUAUCACCAGCACUUCACAAUGAAAUCAAAGGCAAGAAGGAGAAGGUGGAGGAAGUGCAUAAAAAUGCAGACGUCUGUGCAGCAUCUAUAAAGGACUAUGAGCUUCAGCUUGCUUCCUACAGUUCAGGACUGGAAACUCUGCUUAACAUUCCUAUCAAGAGAACUAUGCUGCAGUCCCCUGCUUCUGUGGUCAGACAAGGGGCAUCUGACCUUCAAGCUCGCUACAUUGAGCUACUUACACAGUCUAGUGACUACUACAAGUUCUUAGGGGAGCUGCUGAAGAACAUGGAGGAGUUAAAGUUACGAAACACCAGAAUUGAGAUACUUGAGGAGGAAAUGAGGCGUCUAAAGGAGGACCUCCAGGAUAGCAACCAUAAAAACAAGUCUCUGGAGGAUGCUUUGGCCCGCUACAAGUUGGAGCUCAAUCAAUCAAAAGAUGACCUUAUUUCUAUGGAGGAAGUGAAGAGAACCACAGUAAUGCAAGUUAAUGCUGCCAAGGAGACCCUGGGUAGCACACAAAGUCAGAUCCAAGAUCUUAACGAAGAGCUGACCCGCAUUAGAUACCAGCUGGAGGAGGAAAAGAGAAAAAGAAGGUUGGCAGAAGAGCGCUACAACAGCCAGCAAGAAGAGUAUGAGGCGACGGUUCGCCGCAGACAGAAAGAAUUGGAGGAGCUCAGCUGGGUAAAGAUUGAUCUAGAGAAGUCUGUGAAGGACAAGGAACGUGAGCUGGAGAGGCUGAAGAUACAACUAGAGGAGGAGGCAACACGGCGACGAAAUGCUGAAACGGAUAUCUCAAAGGUAAGAACUCAGUGCACCCAGGAGAUUAGUCAACUAAAGAAAACUUAUGAGACAGAGAUCCACAUCACCAAGACCACCAUACAGAAAGCCUCCCAACAGAAGGAGGAAGAUGCAACACAGCUGAGGCUGCAACUUGAGCGACUCACUGCUGAGAAAAGAGAUGUGGAGGAGGAGCUAAGAAGACUGAGGCAGUCUGUGGCUCACUCAGAAGAGCAGAAAAUUAAGGCAGAGAAGGAGGUCAGCCAGCAGAGGGCCUCAGUGACACAAGAGACGAGGUUGCGUACGGAGCUGGAGGUGCAACUGAGAACACUCUUGCAGCAAAGAGGCGACGAUGAGCUCAAAUUAAUUGAAGCCAACAAAAACAAUCAGGAAAAGUCCAAAAAGAUAAACAUGUUAACGCUGAACCUGGAGGAAGAGGGGAAGAAGAGGAGAGCUUUGGAAUUGGAAAUCAAUCAUCUGAAACAAGCUGAAGCAGAUCUUAAGGCAAAAAACACCUCCUACCUUGAAUCAAUUAACAAGCUUAAAGUCUUUGAGCAGGAGAUCCGCAUCACCCGAAUGGAGCUGGAAAAGCAGUCCACUGAGAAAACUAAAGCUGAGCAGGGUUCUGCCAGACUGCAUAGUCGUAUCCGGGAACUUCAAUGCUCUCUGGAUGGGAUGGAAGCUGAGUUGGAAAAGCAAAAGAAGGCAACACAGGAGGAGUUCACGCGUAGAAAGCGAAUGGAGGCUGAACUGGAGAGGAUGACACAUACCUGCAGAGAGCACACAACCACAAUUAGCUCCCUGAAGUCUAUUCAAAUAGAGGCUUCCACCUCUGGGAGAAAGUAUGAGCAGGACCUCAGGGCUCUCCAGGAGGCACUGGACAAGAGCUUGAGGGAUCAUAAAGCUACCAAGGAGGAACUUGUGGCUGUGACUGCAGAGCUGAAGACGCUGAAACAGAAGCUUCAACAGGAGCUUGUUCGAAUUCACGAGCUUAACCUACGUAAUGAAAGCUUGUAUAAGACCAUCGAGGAGAAGAGCCGCCAACUUAAUGAAUUCACUACAGAGAUUGAAAAGCUGAAGAGUCUGACGCAGAACCUUACAAAGGAGCGGUUGAGGUUAGAAGAGGAACUGAGAGCAGUAAGACAAGAGAGAGAUGAUCUAAAGUUUAAGAAAGACUCAUUUGACGGAGAAACUGCUACUCAACUCUCAGCCUUGCAUGUCCAGCUACAGAGUAGCACCAAGAGGACAACAGAACUCCAGGUUCUCAUCAGUGACCUGACCAAGGAGAGAGAAAAACUUAAAAUGGAAAUAGAAAAAUUCCAAAAGCAGUCAAUUGAGACAUCCAUGAUGGUGCAUGAAUCACAAAGCCAAUACAGUGACCUGCUGCUAGAGAGGGAUAGUUUGCUUUCCAAGCUAAAAUUGAUGGAGCAGGACAAGAACCGGCAGCAACGACUUGAAGAGGAACUAACUCGCAUCAAGCUGACUUUAGAGACUGAGAUUCGUAACAAACAGAGGCUGCAGGAUGAAAAAAAUUCAAUUCUGAAUGAGUUCAACAGCAUGAAAAGCCAGUAUGAACGGAAAGAUAUCCAGAUUAGGCAGUGUGAAUCUGACAGGGACAAGGCAGAUCGAGAAAGGCUGUCCAUGAAGAGUGAGAUUGAGAGGCUAACGAGGGAGCUGAGGAUUGUUGAGGACAAGUACAAGAGCCGUCUAAUGAGUUCAGAAAAGGAGGCAUCUGAACUGUCUCUGAAGAGAGAUUCCCUGGAGAGAGAAAUACAAAGAUUAAUGCAGAGACCAAGCAGUCUGAGUAGGCAGACCCAGACUGAUGAGAAAGUUCCAACAAUUGAUCCAUCGAAGCUUGUAUUUAAUGGGGUGCGCCGUAAAGUCACAGCCCACCAACUUUGUGACUGUGGUGUAAUUAACAAAGCCACCCUGGAUGACUUGCUGAAGGGCAAAAAGACAGUAGAUGAAGUAGCUGUGGACAUCCAGCUUAGCCUUAAGGGUACUGGAGUUAUUGCUGGAAUGACUACGGGUUCUCAAGGAAAAAUGCCAUUUACUGAAGCCAAACACAAGAAUCUCCUCAGUGCAGAGAGUGCCCUGAUGCUCUUGGAAGCUCAAGCGGCAACAGGUUAUAUAAUUGACCCUGCAUUUAAUGAAAGGAUGCCUGUGGAUACGGCCUGUUCCAGAGGAAUUGUAGACACAGACGACAGAGAUAUCCUAGUGAUGGCUGAGGCAGCUAGCAUUGGCUUUAAGGAUCCGUACACUGGCAAAGUUUUGUCAGUUGGACAGGCUUGCAAACAUGGCCGCAUUGACAAGGAAACUGCCAUCCGCUUGCUCCAGGCUCAGGAGUCUGUGGGAGGAAUACUGGACCCCGUUCUUGGUGUUUUCCUCCCAAAAGAUCUGGCUUUAGAUCGCAAUCUUAUCGAUGAAGACUUGUAUAGGGCAUUGAAUAAAAACCCUGCCUGCUAUGUGAAUCCAGCAACAGGAGAGAAGAUAAGUUACAGUGACCUUCGGAAGAAGUGCAUUGUCGAACCUGUGUCAGGUUUGCUCCUUCUCCGUGGUCCAGAAAAACCCUUGACUGUGAAGGGCAUCCGAGGAGAGGUUUCUGUCUCUGAACUUGUCAAAUCUGAACUACUGGAUGAAACUGACUUGCAGAAGAUUAGUCAGGGAAAGCUCACCAGCAAAGAUAUUGAAGACAAACUAAAGUCUUAUCUCUAUGGGUCCACAUGCAUUGCAGGAAUAUAUGAUGAAGCCAAUGACAGAAUAAUGCCUUUCUAUCAGGCAAUGAAAGAGGGCCUGCUCAUGAGAGGAACCACUCUGGAGCUUCUCGAGGCUCAAGCUGCUUCUGGCUUCAUUGUGGAUCCAGUCAACAAUAUCUUCUUGACUGUGGAAGAAGCAGAAAAGAGAGCCCUCAUAGGGAAGGAGUUUAAGAGUAAGCUGAUGUCUGCUGAGAAGGCAGUAACAGGAUACAGAGACCCAUCAACAGGAAAGACAAUCUCCUUAUUCCAGGCUAUUGAGAAAGAUCUCAUUGAGAAAGGUCAUGGAAUUCGGUUGCUUGAAGCUCAGAUCGCAAGUGGGGGGAUUAUUGACCCUGUUGAAAGCCACCGAAUUGAUGUCUCUGUUGCCUAUAAAAGAGGAUAUUUUGAUAAGGAGAUGAAUGAAAUCUUAACCUAUGAAGGAGAUGACACAAAAGGUUUCUUUGACCCCAAUACAAAGGAGAACUUGACCUAUCUUCAGUUGAAAGAAAGAUGCAUCACAGAUCCCAAAACAGGCCUUAUACUUCUACCUCUAGGUGACAAGAAAAAGGCCAAGAAGUCACAUGAAAGCCGCACCAAUGUUCUCAGAAAGAGGCGGGUAGUAAUCGUUGACCCCGACACAGGUCUUGAGAUGUCAGUUAGGGAGGCCUAUCACCGGGAAUUAAUUGACUAUGAUACUUUCCUGGACUUGUCAGAGCAGGAGUGUGAGUGGGAAGAAAUCACUAUCAAAGGAUCAGAUGGCUCUGCACGUUUGGUGAUUGUGGACAGAAAAACUGGAACCCAGUAUGACAUUCAAAACUGCCUGGACCAGGGUAUCAUUAACCAAGGUUCUUUAGAUCAGUAUCGUGCGGGAACACUAAGUUUGACCCAGUUUGCUGACCAAAUUACUAGCAAAACCAGCAGCACUGAAAUGACCUUCACAGCCAGCACUGUUGAUGAUAUGGUCACCUGCAGCAGCCCCACCCACGCCUCACCAUCCUCUCCUACCGUCCGUAAACGCUUCAACAGUAUUUCUAUUACAGUCUCACCCCCAGAAAUGUUUGAUGACCACAGCCCAGUGGCAGCCAUUUUUGACACAGAGACUUUGGAAAAGAUAACAGUCUCUGAGGGGCUCAGAAGGGGUAUAGUUGAUACUAUAACAGCACAGAGGUUGCUGGAGGCCCAGGCUUGCACAGGCGGCAUCAUCAACCCAGCUACUGGUGAGCGACUGUCUCUUGAAGAAGCCCUUCAUCAAAGCAUCAUUGAUGAAGCCAUGGCAUCUAAGCUGAAGCCUGCUCAGAAAGCUUAUGUCGGGUUUGAGGAUGUGAAAACAAAAAGAAAAAUGUCUGCAGCUGAGGCAGUAAAAGAAUCGUGGCUGCCUUAUGAGGCUGGUCAGAGAUUUUUGGAGUUUCAAUACCUGACCGGGGGCUUGAUAGAGCCUGGUAAAGGACGCCGCGUCACCAUUGAGGAAGCGAUCCGCAAAGGUUGGCUGGAUGGUAAAGGAGCUCAAAAGCUUCAAGAUUCUCGAAACUACCAGAAGAACCUGACCUGUCCUAAGACAAAACUGAAGAUCACAUACAAGGAGGCCAUGGAUAACUGCAUGGUUGAAGAAAGUAAUGGUAUGAAGAUGAUUCAGGCUUCCUCUGUAUCCACCAAGGGUAUCAGCAGCCCUUACAAUGUCUCUAACCCAGGAUCGCGUUCUGGGUCUAGGGCUGGUUCCAGAACUGGCUCCAGAAGUGGAUCUCGCAGAGGCAGUGUGGAUUACUCCUCUUACACUUACAGCUUCUCUUCCAGCAGUUCCACUUACAGCUCCAACAUUAAUUCCUAAUGCGCAUUAUUUGAGAUAUGAUGUUAGACAAAUUAACUGCCUUGCAUUUGUAACUUUUUAAAAUGUUUGCUUCACAUGCAUGGUUUGCUACUUACAAACUUUGGUAGGGUUUAAUUAUUUAGAUGCUUAAUCUUAUUAUGAACAUAUAUAUAUAUAUAUAUUGUUUUAUUUUUUGCAAUUUCGAAAGUUUUCAAUGAAGAUGAUUGAGUAUUAUUUGCUCUCAUUUGAUAACAGAAGGUUGAAAAUUUGUCACAGCUAAUCAUACCAUUUUUUAAUUUGAAUUUGUUUUGCCUGUUGAUGAAAUCCUCAGUAUCACCACAAUUAGUCUAUUUUUCCUCUUUCUUUUACUAUUGUAGAACAAUUGUUUCUUCUUAGUUUCUGUAGUUUCAUAUAAAUCAGUUUUUAUAUUCAGAGAAAAUUGCUUUAACCAGGGAUGCUGAUGUUUGUUUUUAAUUUCCACAAAGUAAUGCUUUGCUAUAAAGGUUAUUUUCUUCUAAUAUGUACUCCCUUGAGUGAUUACAAAUAAAGUUUUUACACCAGUUUCAGUUGCAUUUCUGUUAGUCUUACGUAAGCCCUUUGUCUUGAGAUAUUUGCAUCUGUUGUAUACAGUUGAUAA
Messenger RNA from Menidia menidia (Atlantic silverside), 8785 nucleotides. The record is from the annotation of a GenBank genome assembly. NCBI's taxonomy places the organism in Eukaryota, Metazoa, Chordata, Actinopteri, Atheriniformes, Atherinopsidae.